Molecule: messenger RNA, 2131 nt
Organism: Betta splendens (Siamese fighting fish)
Lineage: Eukaryota; Metazoa; Chordata; Actinopteri; Anabantiformes; Osphronemidae
Product: replication initiator 1-like
Exons: 4
Coding region: 389-2077 (562 amino acids)
Biological process (GO): regulation of transcription by RNA polymerase II
Cellular component (GO): nucleus
Molecular function (GO): DNA-binding transcription factor activity, RNA polymerase II-specific; RNA polymerase II cis-regulatory region sequence-specific DNA binding
Source: RefSeq, a predicted model, not a curated record
UCAUGAGUUGACUUCCCAUGGAAGACAUUUGUUCAUCAAACCGUUCACACAGAUAUUUGCGGACUUAGGAGUCGAACUGGUGAAGCUAAAACUCAACAGACGCGUUCAGCACCUCUGGAAGUAACUGUUUUCCAGAAGCGAGGACUCGCUCCUGCGCCGAACCUCCCGUAUUUUCGCUAUUUGUGUCCUCACUUCCGUUAAACGGGAAACCGUUUACGCUUUGUACUUAUUAGCGGCCGCUAGCUGCAGGCGGCGCAUUAAAGCCAGGCCACGCAAACAGCUGCGGUUUGUGCGCAAUCAACUGUUGCGUCACCGAGGCGCGCGUCCGACGCCGGGACCGGUUCGUGCGUUCGCCUCAGGCUCCCGUCACUGGGUUUGAGUCGGAACCAUGCUGAGCAGCGCCGCGCUGCGGGCCCGGGUCGCCUCCAUAAUCGAUGCCCUGUGCAGAACGGCCGUGGCAGAGAUCGCCAAAGUUGUGGAGGACGGAAUGGUGGCGCUGCGGCUGGAGAUGUGCGAGCAGCAGAGCGAGAUCAACAGGCUGAGGAGCGACGUCGAGCUCCUCCACGCGGAGCUGAGCGCCGCGCAGCGGACGGUGAAGCUGAGCGCGGACGGUGAGACGGUUCUGCCGCGGGUUGAACCCGGUACCGUCCAGCCCUGUGCUCCUCACGGUAGUGAUGUCCGGCGUCUCCUCGUCGAGUCAGAGCACAACAACCUGUCGGGACCUGAGUUCCGGGUUCAGCCCAAACGUGAGGAUGAGAUGAGUGAAGGGUCCGGAGGGCGAGGAGAGCCGGUUCUGCGUGAAGGCGGCACCGGCCAGACUGAGUCCCACUCCCUGGACGCCACCAGGCGCGUUGGGCCGGGCCCGUUCGGCGCCGGGCCGCUCGGUUCCGGUCCGCUCCGUGGCCUUUGCGGCGCGGCGAGGGACAGCACGGGGAAGAGGCUGCAGAAGGACCGCGUGUGUCCGCACUGCGGCAAGUGCUUCGAGCGCGCCGGCCACCUGGAGAGGCACAAACGCAUCCACACGGGCGAGAAACCGCAUCGCUGCGAGACGUGUGGGAGACGCUUCAACCAGAAGAGCAGCCUGAAGGAGCACGCGAAGACCCACAGCAGGUGCAUCGAGCGCAGACCAGUUGAGAUCCCAGUGAAGGAGGAGAAGCAGAAUCUGGGCUUGGACCCGGUCUCGGACGGCGCCGAGGCGUGUGUGCAGGUCAAGGCCGAGCCCGUCGAGGAGGCAAUAACACACAGACUCACGAAGCAGGAAGCGGACGCGCUCACUGUGACGUGUGGGUCGUCUGAGUGGCCGGAUCCCGGAGGCCCGGGUCGGACCGGGCCCGCUCCGCGCCCCCCGGUACCAGCAGAGGCCUCCUGCAGCGCCGCCUCCCAAAGCUCCCGUGGCUCCUCAGACUCGUCUCGGACCCGUCGUGACUCCGGGUCGCGGGCCGACCUCAAACCCAAGAAGAGCUCGGCGUGCCUGUACUGCGGCAAGCGGUUCCAGCGCUCCGGCCACCUGGAGAGACACCUGCGGAUCCACACGGGCGAGAAACCGUACGGCUGCUACAUCUGCGGGAGGUGCUUCAAUCAGAACAGCAGCCUCAAGGGCCACAUGAGGACGCACCAGAAACGUGACGCCACAGACGUCCUGACCGCACGUCCCAUGAUGCUGACGGAUCAUCCGGCGCCGCAGAACCCGUGUGCGGCUCCGGCGCCGGCGCCGUCCGGGCUCCAGCGGCCGGGCUCGUUGUUCAGCGGGGCGGCUGAGACGGUGAAGGUGGAGGCGGCUGUGACGCCUGCUCCUCAGCUGACGGAUCAGCAGAUCCCAGAGCGGGACUGGACUCGGGAGGAGCUCGUGUCCGGGUUCGAUGCGACGGCGUCAGGUAAUGGACAGGACGGCAGAGAGCUGAAGCGCUUCAUAUGCUCACAUUGUAGGCAAAGCUUUGACUCCUUCAGUUUCUUUGAGAUGCACCAGUGUCAAACUGCCACAGAGACGUUGCUCACCUGUGACAUCUGCGACAAGGUCUUUGAUCACCUGAGCAUCUUGAAACUGCAUCUUAAGCUGCACGCCAUUCAAAAUCACUAAGUUGACGUUUACCUUGUUCUCGGUUCGACAGUGAAAUAAAUAUUCUCCUCUAAA